Symbiodinium sp. CCMP2456 is the source of this 4455-nucleotide messenger RNA. Lineage: Eukaryota; Dinophyceae; Suessiales; Symbiodiniaceae. The record is from the annotation of a GenBank genome assembly.
AUGCUCGCCUCAGCGGAGCAGGACUCUCGCAAGCAGCUUCUCGAUCAACUGUCCAAGUCUCAACGAGCUCGGUGCGUUCCUCUGCUGAAAAACGGACAGGGGAGCACCUUGCGUCCAAAUCCAUCCUUGCAGUUCCUAGCCUCCUUAGAGGCUAACCCGAGCUCGCCGUCACCGUCUCCACACACGCCCAAGAGUAGCCACAGCUCAGCAGAUGCCAGCACGCAUGUGCCGGCCACACGGAAAAGUCGGAGUUUGCCCGGGCAGGUGCUUGCUUCGACAAACUCUCGAACCUGCGCGGCUGCCACCCACUUCCGGGCUUCCUUCAAAACACCCACGGCCUCGCCCGUUGGCAAGGGUCCAGCGGCUCCGCGCGAGCGAAAGCCGGAGCCCAGCUCGGAGAAGCCAAGUCUCAGGUCGGUUCCACGCUUGCCCGGCCGAGUCCUCGAAGACACGCAGUCGAGAACGUGUGCAGCAGCGCAUCUCCCACAUCAAGAUGUGCCUCCGGCGAGGUCUUCUCAAAGCCAGGCACUCCGACGAUCUCCACGGGAUUGGCAGCCGAAGGUCCUCCCCCCAAAGGAGAAGGAGAAGACCACCUCGGCCUGGAAGCCAGAGAGCCCAAGGUCCGGCCAGCGCCCUGCCUCCCCAGAUCGCGCAGCAUGGAUGCAGCGCCCGCAACGGCGACCCGCAUCGCCCUCGCCAGAGCGGCUCCCGCGGCCCACGCAGCCAAAAGCGGAAAGAUCUCAGAGCCAGGGCGAGAUGAGACAGCACGUUGAAGUGAAGUCGCCGCCUCAAAACGAGGUAAGACUUCAGAGCCUCGCAGAGGCAAGGUAUCAGAGGAGGACGAGGCUUUCAGGUCACGAAAGCCCAGGGCAGUCUACCCCAAUCCGGCCGGAUGCACCGAUUCCGCCGCAUCCGGUGGCUGCGCCCCAGCCCCAACCGGAGGUUCGGAUUCCUGUCAUCUCUGUGGAUCUCGGGGGCUACGCCAGCUCCAUCCGCGUGGGAACGCCGACCGUUCCGCCUCCAAGUGGUCACAGCCUGCCUUCUUGGGCAACCACCGACGCAGGCCUCAGUCCGUUUCACAAGAAGCUCGCCCACUUCGCAGCCGAGAAGAUCCAACGUGCUUGGCGCCGCUGGUGGCUGUGUAAUUGCAGCUGCUUCGGGCCCCAAGGGCUCCGCGCGCUGCGGGCAUCCAUUGUUUUUGUGCAGCGCUGGUGGCGCGACAUUCUUUUCCGCAAGCUGAUGAGACGACAGGUCGCCAAAGUUUGGCGAGGGAUCUUCCUUCGUGCCCAGCUUCUCCGCUCAUCGGCAAACAGGCUGCAGCGUGGCUGGCGCAUGCACCUGACUGUUCGAUGGCGGCUUCGCUUGCGGCAAGCCGCAGAGGAAAUCCAACGAGCAUGGCGUUGUCACAUGGUUUGCGUGCGGCAAAGGCAGAAGCGCACAGCGCUUCAGCAGCUGAGAUCCUUUGCAGCCAGGAAGAAUGCAGCGAGUUUCGUGCUCCGUGCCAUGAAGAGGUUCUGCCAGGUCCAGCGCGAAGCUGCCAUUUGUUUGCAGAGCCACUGGCGUGGGCUGCAGAUCCGCCGCCGCUUCGCCGACGACCGUGACCAGUUGCUGCGUGCGCGGGACCGGCGCGAGAUCAUUCGGAGAAAGGUUGCUGUGGCGGCCAUGGCGGCCGUGGGCUGCACGGCCUUCGUGACCGCGCCUAGCACCGCACGCAGUUCCCCCGCGUUGCGCAGCGCCCAUGGCCAGGCAAAGGCCUCGUCAGCCUCUUCCGGCACUGGCCUGGCCCUUUGUGGCCUCGGUCUCGGUGCUGCAGCCGUCCUCGCUCCUGGUAAGAAGGAGCGGUCAGCGCGGUCAGCGCUCCGCGCUUUUGAGACGGAGCUCGGGGUGCAGCCUCCGGCCGGGUUCUGGGAUCCUCUAGGCUUCACCAAGGGCGGCGAUGCGGCUUCCUUCCGCCGCCGAAGAUAUGUGGAGUUGAAGCACGGGCGUGUGGCAAUGUUGGCAUGCAUGGGAUAUAUUGUCCCUGAGUACUACCGUUGGCCAGGCGAUCUCUCUCCCUCCCUGGGUCUGAAGUUCACGGAUGUCCCCACUGGCUUCGCCGCCUUCUCCAAGGUGCCUCUGAGUGGCUGGGCUCAGAUGGUGGCUUUCGCAGGCAGCGUGGAGCUCUUCCAGUAUGUCGACGAUCCCAAGCGUGCCCCGGGCGACUUCGAAAACGCGGGUCUCCUUGGCAUCCCCAAUGGCUUCAUGAAGGCUCCGGAGGGUCAGAAGGAAAAGAAGCUGGCUGCCGAGAUCGCAAACGGCAGGCUGGCCAUGAUGGCUAUCAUUGGCAUGUUCUUCCAAAACGGACUGACUGGACAGGCAUGGGGUGACUGGUCUCUCUACACUGACUCCCCGCUGCGUGCACUGUCGCCAGCGCAGGAGAUCAUCGCCGGGACGGGUGGUCCUCUCCCUGACAACUUCUGGGAUCCGGCAGGCAUCACCAAUGGCAAGACCGAGAAGGAGAUCGCAAUGCUCAGGGCCAUGGAGCUGAAGCACGGUCGUGUGGCAAUGCUCGCAGUGCUCCACUGGUUCCACGUGGCUGCGGGUUACCACCUCUUGGGUGAUUAUGCCAUCGGCGAGAGGAUGAGCAACGACCCCCUCGUCAGCUUGACCCAGCUCCCCAUGGGAGGCAUGUGGCAGGUGAUCUUCACCAUCAUGUGCUUGGAGUGGCUGACCACCUACAUCUGCAAGCCCCCUGAGGACCGCCCUUGGGACGUGCUCGGGUGGAAGGGAAUCAUCGACGAGGACUACCCUUCCGAGAUCUGGAACGGAUGGAAGCGGGUCCAGUGCCAGGAGCUGAACAACAGCCGCCUUGCCAUGGUGGCCAUCACCGGACUCGUCGCACAGGACGUCGUCACCGGUGACUACGUCGCAGGUGUCGGCAAGCUUUGCGGCGGGGCGGAGGUGUGCAACCAGCCCAUUGACUAUUCUCCUUGGCAGAACCUCCCUCCCAUCGACGAUUUCGUGGCCAAUGCACCUUCUUGGGCCAAUGGACCAGCUCUCUACGGUGCUCAGCUUCUGGAGGGCAGGGCCUCAAAGGCUCCGACACAUCCGAGCCUGCCACCUCGGAUCUCUGGGCCCGGCAUAGUGGAGUCGGGCACCUCCGAGAAGCCAGCCAGCAACACCCCUUCAGCAACACCGCGUGACGGACGCAUGCAGUCGCGGAGCAAGCGACUCUCCCUAGGCAGCAAAGAGCCUCCAGCCGCCGGCGGGCCUCGCACUCACUCGGCGCAAGCUCCUGCAGGAUCCAUCUCCAUGGCUAAGUUUUUGGCUUCGCAGAACGCACUCUCUUCGUCCUUCCGAAGCUCUGCAACUGUGGACGUGUCAGUGAUCCUGCGCAGCCUUCUGUCCCGUGGCCUCCUGUCCAGCCGACCGCACAGCUCGCCCUUCUCUGCAGAGCUGGGUCGCAGUUCGGAUCUCGAGGCCAUUCACAAGUGGCUCGCAAGUGCUAUGCCCACCCUCCGAAUCCGCUGUGUGCUGCGUGUGGAGUGCAGUGGAGCGGCAGCUGCAGCAUACAGCAGUGUUUCCUCCACCCUGGGGCCAGAGAGACUGCUUUGGCAUGGAACGUCCUGGGACUGCGUGGGGAACAUUGCCCAGAACGGUUUCAAUCGUGGCUACAGCGGGCGACAUGGAUCAAAGUUGGGACGAGGCAGUUACUUUGCAGAAGAGCCAGCCUUUGCCUUGCGCUUCUGCGGGCGUCGCGAGCCCAAGGCAAUCUUCCUGGCAGGCUCCAGCUACCACGCAAGGGGUCAAUUUUCGACCGGCCGUGUCAAAGACACGGAGCGGAUCGGCCCAGGCAACAUCCGUUCUGCUCUCGCUCCGGUAGGCUAUCCAGAGACCACUUUGACACCACCAUCUUUCCUUCAUCCUGAUGCGAUUCCGGACCUUUUUGAAGCCUCUUGCAGCACAAGUUCCGGCUCUCUCGGGCUGCUGAUGGAUGCCACGGAUCCAUCGUGCUUGAUUGUAAAGACGAUUGAACGACGAGGGGCCAUUCCUGAGUGGAACGAGGUCGCUCCCGAAGGAAAGCGGGUAAGCAAAUAUGACCGAGUUACGGAGGUCAACGGCGAAGGUGGCGAGAGCGAAGAGUUGAUGGAGCGUUUGCUCAGCUUAGACCUCACGCUGUUUACCAUCACCGUCCAAAGACCGGAGGCGCGGCUCGUGAAAUUGCAUUUGCCCGGCGACACCGGCAUGAGCGUGGACUGUGAGAAGGCAAAAUCUGCGGUGCCUUGGAUCAGUCGGAUCUCCAAUGGGUUGCUGAAGAGCUGGAAUGAGGACAUGCCGGAGCAGUCGGUUGCAGUCCACGAUCGAAUCGUCUCCGUGAACGGAUGCGCCGGCUCGAGCGAGCUCAUCCUGGAUCGGUUGGCAUUGGCAGAGAAGACGAUCGAACUCCUGGUGCUGCACUACGCCAUUGAAUCCUGA